UGUGAAACAAUGCACUUCACAUUAUUGUGGUUAAGCAACCUUGGAAAGUUGGCGGUUGGUUUAGCUUAUUGGAACAUUGGUAUAUAAGGCAAAAUUUACCACGCUGAACUCACAGUAGGUUUCAUUCCUCACACUAUGAUCAGAAAGGGUGUUACUGAGAGUUUUGGGGCAGCAGUCUCCUGUCUGAGCACAUCUCAUCUGACAGAUGAAGUGAUUAGGAGGAGUAAGCGAAUGAUACUGGACACGCUGGGAGUGGGAUUGCUUGGAACCAGUACUCCAGUCUUUAACACAGUCCUUCAGAGCAGCCAAAAGCAGCAAGCACUGGAAAACAGCAAGGUCUGGGGAAGACCAGGAUUAUCUGUUCCACCUCAGUAUGCUGCCUUUGUUAAUGGUGUUGCAGUGCACUCUAUGGACUUUGAUGACACUUGGCAUCCAGCCACUCACCCCUCUGGUGCUGUGUUGCCGGCUCUCCUAGCGCUGGCUGAAACACUGCCUGCUAAACCCUCUGGCCUGGAGCUGUUGCUGGCUUUCAAUGUAGGCAUAGAGGUUCAGGGGAGACUCCUGAGGUUUUCUAAAGAGGCUCACAACAUUCCCAGAAGGUUUCACCCACCUGCAGUCGUUGGGGUCAUGGGCAGCGCGGCUGCUUCGGCUAAACUUUUGGGUCUCCCGGCAGCCCAGAGCAUAGCAGCUCUAGCGAUAGCCUGCUCAUCUGCUGGAGCUCCCAUGGCAAACGCUGCUACUCAAACCAAACCUCUUCACAUGGGCAAUGCUGCCCGCGGGGGUCUGGAGGCCUCCCAGCUCGCUCUCCACGGCCUUGAGGGUAAUACACAGAUUCUGGAUCUGGAAUCAGGAUUCGGGGCCUUCUAUCCAGAUUAUGUCCCUCGCCCACUGGCUGAGGUCACCCCUACUUCUCAGUACAGAUGGGUGUUAGAAGACCAGAACAUCGCACAGAAGCGAUUUCCCGCACACCUCGGCAUGCACUGGGUGGCGGACGCAGCAAUAGAAGCAAGGGCGAAGUUUCUGGAUAAAUACCCAAAUGCAAAUCUCAGUCAAAUUAAGAAGAUCACAUUGAGAGUGCCCUCAUCCAGAUAUGUAGACUGCCCUUUUCCGGUUAGCGAACACCAGGCCAGACACUCCUUCCAGUUCAACUGCUGUACAGCACUGCUUGAUGGUCAGGUCACGGUUGAAUCCUUCAGCAAAAGCCAGAUGAACAGGAGUGCCCUAAAAGAGAUGCUUCUGAAAGUAGAGUUGGAAAACCCACAAGACAAUCAUUCAAGCUUUGAAAAGAUGUAUUGCGAAAUUGCUGUGGAGACAACACGGGGGGAAAUGUUCACAGCACGCUGCAACACUUUUUACGGUCACUGGAGGAAACCACUGAGUCAUGAGGAUCUGGUGAAGAAGUUCAAGGCUAAUGCUUCGACUGUGCUGACCGCUGAUGUCAUGGAGGGUAUUAUUUACACUGUAGACCGUCUGGACACAAACCAAGACUGCUCAAUGCUUUGGUCAUACAUGCACUUUAAUAAGCACAGGAUGCACAGAGAUGAGCGCCGCUUCUCAGCUUUGGCUUGAAUUAUUGUGUAAUGUCACUUGCGUUAUUCAGGCUUAUAGAAAGUAUAAAAGACCUGCCUUAUUCAAACCCGUCAUGACUUUCCAUAUUCUCACUUUGGUGGAUUUGUCACCAGUUCUGAAGUAGUUGUAGCAAACUUUUGAUGGCAAAUAAGAUAAAUGUGUAAAUUCUGAGAAGGUAAAAGUUAAAAGCAUGAAAAGCACUGUACUAUUUUGAUUGAAAUAUGGCAUUUUGUAUUCUAACUAAAUAGUUACAAGUUAUUUACUCACAAAAAUACAUUUUUACUUUCAUUUAGACAUUAGCAAGUGUUCAUUUUGGACCUUUUCUAUAUCUUAUAUAUGUAUUUUGAGUGUACUGUGGCUAGCCUAUUUCUGCAAUGUCAGAUUUUUUUUUAAAAUACACAGCAUUAAGUAACAGUGCUCUUUCAUCAGAUAGUUUUUACCAGAGGGCAGAAAGUUCCUUCCACUUGUCAAAAUGAAAGUGAAGAGAGAAAUUAAUACAGCUUUGUUCAUUUUAAGGUUUCACAUCAUUUUCAUCUUUGGAUUUUACACCACCAUGUUUUCUGUUCUGUAUUUUGCUGAAAUUACCUGUUGUACUGUAUCUUUGUUUAUGUAAUAGCCACACAAAGUUUGGUAGUGGUAAGAUUGUUUUUUAAAUGUUUUUGAAAGAUUUUAAUAUACUUUUUAAAAUUCAGAUAUCAUUCUAAUAUGCUGAUUUGCUGCUCAAGAAACAUUUCUUAUGAUCUGUGUUGACAAAGGUAGUGCUGCUUGUUAUUUUUGUGGAAACCGUAAUACAUUUUUCGGGAUUCUUUCAUGAAUAAAGAUUUCUAAAGAAA
This is a messenger RNA of Megalobrama amblycephala (Wuchang bream), 2402 nucleotides long. It is a transcript of the gene acod1, whose product is annotated as aconitate decarboxylase 1. The record is from RefSeq and is a predicted model, not a curated record. Lineage: Eukaryota; Metazoa; Chordata; Actinopteri; Cypriniformes; Xenocyprididae. Bases 136 to 1569 code for a protein of 477 amino acids. The transcript is spliced from 5 exons. Gene Ontology annotation, molecular function: lyase activity.